Hepatospora eriocheir is the source of this 420-nucleotide messenger RNA. The record is from the annotation of a GenBank genome assembly. NCBI's taxonomy places the organism in Eukaryota, Fungi, Microsporidia, Hepatosporidae.
AUGACUCAAAAUACUUCUUAUUUUUACACCUCAACAACUUUUAAUACUUUAAAGAGUUCUUCUUCUACUUAUGUUAACACAAGUUUUAGUUCUACUGAAAUCGAAUCUUUAAUUAUAGAAAGUUCUUUAACUGAUGGAGAGUUAAUUGUUAAUGAAUCAUUAAAAUUGAAUUUAAUUAGAGAAAAUAUUUCUGAUGAAUUUUUAUGUUAUUUUAUCACAGUAACUCAAAAAAGGAGUAAUAGACAUUAUUUUGGAUAUGAUUCAAGUGCAUUUUGUAUAAUUUUAACUAAUGAUGAACUUGAAAUAAAUGAAAGAUACUCUAUUUAUGGAAAAGUGAGGUUUAAAGGUGUUUAUUUUAUAGAAAGUUAUUAUAUAGAAAAAAUUGAUUAUAAAGAAAAAUUAUUUUUAUACUUUAAAUAA